GUGCGUGACGAAGGCAAACCACCCCGUGGACUACUGAUUGGACUUUGGCUGCGCAGUGGAUGUAAGCGAGCGUCAGCCGCCAAACCCAGUGAAUGUGGGGAUGUUCCUCUAUAGGAGCAUCAACAAUCUUCAAGGCUCGGAUGUGGAGCGGACAGAGCUGGACGAUUGGGAAUCGCUACUCUACCUACUGUGUCUCUGCGCAACAGCCGGUGUCGGAGAAAAUCGUGGUCAACCACUCGGAAAUAUGGAGAUGCUGGCAAUUAGAAGCUGGUGCAUCAGUGCUGCCCCAAUGGUCGGGAUAUUAAAGACACUGGCACUGGGAUCCCUUCCUGCCUUUGAGAGCCUAUUAAUCCGCCGUUUUAACAACCGCCAGCCUGAUAUCGAGUAUCUGCGGACGCUAACUAGAGAUAUCUACACCAAUUUAUUUUGGAACCCAUCUCUCGGUGGUAUCCGCUGCAAAGGCACUGCGUUUGCUGGCGGCAUGCGGUUCAACCCAUUUGAGGAGCGAGUUAGGGAAAAAGACAUGCUUGUUGCCACCCUCGCUUAUGUUCUAGGCAUGGCUAGACAAACAUCCAGCUCUUUACUUUAAACAUUCUACUUAUGCAACAUUAUCUAGUUCCAUUAUAAAUUGUUG
This is a messenger RNA of Linderina pennispora, 634 nucleotides long. RefSeq lists its product as uncharacterized. Bases 101 to 589 code for a protein of 162 amino acids. NCBI's taxonomy places the organism in Eukaryota, Fungi, Kickxellomycota, Kickxellomycetes, Kickxellales, Kickxellaceae. The record is from RefSeq and is a predicted model, not a curated record. The transcript has a single exon.